AUCAGGCAACUCUAAAAAUCGGCCGCUCUCUUCAAUGUGAUUGUCUCUUAAAUUUCAAUGUCAAUUUACUUUUCAGUUGUGUUUAUUUUGUGAAUUAACAUCGAAAAACAAAAUAUAGCGUUGAAUAAUUGCAGUCAUUAAAGAUACAAAAGUGAGCACUACUAGAAGACAAGAGCAGCUAAAAAAGUUUACUGAGUUAUUUGCAAAAAUGGCAUUUAAUUCAGCCAACAUUAUGCUACGCAUAAAAACACCGCCAGUGACCUUGGCAAUGGUCGCUUGUCUGCUACUCGUGUCCUUGACACCCACCAAAGCCGCAGAAGUGAACUAUAAACCCAACAUUUUGCUAAUACUAAGCGAUGACCAAGACAUUACACUGGAGGGCCUGACCCCCAUGCGGCAGGCGCAAAAGUUGAUCUCAAAAGCCGGUGCUCAAUUCAGUCAUGCGUACACCAGCUCACCACUCUGUUGCCCCUCCCGCGCUAGCCUACUAUCUGGCAUGUAUGCGCACAAUCACGGCACUAUCAACAACACCAUUAACGGUGGCUGCAAUGGCCACCAUUGGCAUACAGAAAUUGAGCCACGCGCACUACCUGUGCUGCUACAAGACGAUGGCGGCUACGAGACUUUUUUCGCUGGCAAAUACCUAAAUGAGUUUCAUGGUGAACGCAAGCCGCCGGGCUGGACACAAUUCUAUGGCUUACAUGGCAACUCUCGCUACUACAACUACACUUUACGUGAGAACGAACGAAAUGUUAGCUACACUGACACUUACUUAACGGAUCUAUUGCGCGAUAAGGCAUUGAGAUUUCUGAAAUCACGCAAUAAGCAGCAGCCAUUUUUCGCAAUGAUCGCGCCGCCAGCGCCCCAUGCACCGUACACUCCCGCAGAACGACACCGUGGCGCAUUCGCAAAUGUGAAGGCGUUACGCACGCCCAACUUCAAUCGCGUACCACUGCCACAAGAGAAGCACUGGCUUGUGGCAGCAACGCGCUCUAUGCCGAAUGAAACAAUGAAAUUACUAGACAGCUACUACCGCCAACGCUGGGAAACGUUGCUGGCCGUGGACGAAAUGAUAGCCGCUAUAAUUCAGACAUUGGAUGAUCAGCGCCAGUUGGACAACACCUACAUCAUUUACACAUCAGAUAACGGUUAUCACAUGGGUCAAAACGCGCAACCAUGGGACAAACGGCAACCCUAUGAAACCGAUAUACGCGUGCCGCUGCUGCUGCGCGGACCUGGAAUAUCACAGGGCGUUGUAGUGUCACAACCCACAUUGCUGCUAGAUUUAAUGCCUACAAUAUUGCAGUGGACGACACUGCAUGCACACACAACGUUGGACGGGUUGCCAAUACAGGCAGCCAUGCAACAAAUAAGCGAUGACAAACAGUUGAAAGAAUACCGGCGCAGUAUGUUGAUACAGCAUUGGGGUGAAGGCAACGCUGAAACUUAUAAUCGCGACUGUCCAUGGUCGCGCAAAGACCACUUGUCGCAGUGCACGCCCGAAGCGGAUUGUCACUGUCAGGAUGCUUGGAAUAAUACGUAUGCAUGUGUCAGGCAAUUUAGAGACAAAACUGAUCGACUGUUUUGCGAAUUCAAUGACAGAGAGAAUUUCGUUGAAGCAUACGAUGUAAACGAUGAUCCGCAUCAAAUCAACAACAUCGGCUAUGAUUUGCUGCCAAUUGAGCACGCCUUUUAUAGUUUGGCGUUGGUGAAUUUGACACGCUGCGCUGGCAGCCAAUGCAAUGAUAUCAACAUUUGAACGUCGAAUCACAUUGAGGCGCACAAAAUGAUCUCGAGUUGUGAUUAAAUUUCGCAUAAACUUUCAGUAUAGCACAUUUGGGUAAACCCGUAAGUCGUCGUUAUUUAUUGUCUAUAUUUCACCAAAUUUGCUUUAUUGUUAAAACUCGAAUAAAAAAAAAAGAGAAACACUAAUGUAUUUUUUUUUUUGCUGAUGGUGCUGCUGACCGCAUGGAAAAGUACAAUCACUGACAUAUUCAGCUUUAAAACUAUGUAAUUUUAUUAAUUGUAAUGUUUAUAUAUGUUGGACUUCGUUUCAUGUGAUAUAUCAUGUCACUUCAUUUGAUUUAUGUCCUUAAAAACUGAACGUAAUCAUAGUAGUUAAAUUAAUUUAUUUUUAAGUUAAUGCUUCCAUAGAUAUUAUUGUAUGAUUUCACUUGAUGGUUUUUCAAACCGUAUUACUGAAGUUAUUUAAACAAAAUGAACUGUAUUAAAAAAAGUAAAGUACUAAUAACUCAAUUUAAUUAUGAUUCAGUUUGCGCCGCAGCUUAUUAAAAAAAAUGAGAACUAUAUUACUACGCGAACUAGCUUAAAGAGAAACAGUGAAAUUACUACAUAAAGUAUGUAUAUUUUCGAUUGAAUUGCAACUUGAACGUUUGAAUAAAAACGAUCUUUAUUUUUGUUUAAACACUA
This is a messenger RNA of Bactrocera oleae (olive fruit fly), 2430 nucleotides long. RefSeq names its product N-acetylglucosamine-6-sulfatase. Lineage: Eukaryota; Metazoa; Arthropoda; Insecta; Diptera; Tephritidae. The record is from RefSeq and is a predicted model, not a curated record. Gene Ontology annotation, biological process: glycosaminoglycan metabolic process. Gene Ontology annotation, molecular function: N-acetylglucosamine-6-sulfatase activity; glycosaminoglycan binding.